Cynara cardunculus var. scolymus (artichoke) is the source of this 570-nucleotide messenger RNA. Its product is annotated as casein kinase II subunit alpha-4, chloroplastic-like. The coding region runs from base 1 to 387 and encodes 128 amino acids. The record is from RefSeq and is a predicted model, not a curated record. The transcript has 2 exons. Lineage: Eukaryota; Viridiplantae; Streptophyta; Magnoliopsida; Asterales; Asteraceae.
AUGGCCGCAAGGCCUUCUCUGCACUUCAUCGCCUCCUCCAUCAACAUCACCAAAUCCUCCCUUUCCCCAUCGUCAACCCUACUUCUCCGUCGCAUCGCUUCCGCCACCGCUCCACCGCAACAACAUCAUCACCGCAAACAAAAACACAAACACAUAUAUCCUCCUCAAAACCCCCUCCCUCACCCACCUACACCUUCAUUCAAUAGCCUCCGGCCGACGUUGUCACUGCAGGAAACCCUGGCGCAAAAGAUCGGCAAAGCUAUCCGCCGUCCCGGCGCGCCGUCCAAGGCUAGGGUUUAUACCGAUGUUAAUGUUAUCCGGCCUAAGGAGUACUGGGAUUACGAGUCGCUGAUCUAUGGGGGGAACAGGACAAUUAUGAGGUGGUAAGGAAGGUUGGGAGGGGAAAAUACRGCGAKGUUUUCGAGGGAUUUCACUGUAUUAAUGASGAGAAGUGCAUYAUUAAAAUACUCAAACCUGUUARGAAGAAGAAGGUUAGGACAUUUCUUGAUUGUAUCCCCAAUUUAUUUUCUUAGAUUAUAUACUCAUGUUCCACAUACUGCAUGCGUACUU